AUGAUUUGGUUCCAGACGGCGCUUCACGAGGCCAAGCGGCCCGUCGCCUUGGCCGGAGCCGGACUGAGCGCCGCCAGUGGCAUCCCCACUUUUCGAGGCGCAGGCGGGCUCUGGAGGCAGCACGAUGCCCUGUCACUCGCCACGCCCGAGGCGUUUCAACGCGACCCGUCAAAGGUCUGGCAGUUCUACCACUACCGCCGGACCGUCUGCCUCGCCGCCAAGCCGAACCCUGCACACAUGGCCCUGGCCAAGCUGCUCGCCUCAGGCGACGACGGCUCCUCUUCCUCGACGCCUUCGCUCCGGCAACGGAUCAUGCCCAAGGCCGAGUCGUUCCACCUCAUCACCCAAAACGUCGAUGGCCUCUCUGGGCGAGCCAUGGCCGAGGUGACUGGCACACCGGCGGCCUCCCCCCCGGCGGCGAGCGCCAACGUCCUCGAAAUGCACGGCAACAUCUUCAAGACGAUCUGCACGCGCUGCCGGCACUCGGAGAUGAACUACGACAACCCCAUCGCACCCGCCCUCGCGGGCAGCGAGGACCUCUCCCAGACCUACCGCGACAUCCCGCUCCACGACCUGCCCAGGUGCCGACAGCCCAACGGGGCCGGCACGUGCGACGGUCUGCUUCGACCGGGCGUCGUCUGGUUUGGAGAGUCGAUCCCCCAGCUCGACCAGCUCGAAGCGAUCCUCGAGGGCUGCGACCUCAUCCUGGUCCUCGGCACCUCGUCAACCGUCUACCCGGCCGCCGGGUUCGCACAGCAGGUCAAGCGGAAUCGAUCGGUGGGCCAGGGCAGGGGCGGCGGCAGGGUGGCCGUCUUCAACAUCGACGAGCGCAACGACGGCGGCCUCGCAGACUGGCACUUCCAAGGGCCAGUCGAAGAGCUCCUGCCCAAGGCUCUCGGGCUGGAUAGUGAUCCCUGA
Pseudozyma flocculosa PF-1 is the source of this 918-nucleotide messenger RNA. RefSeq lists its product as uncharacterized. The transcript has 3 exons. Gene Ontology annotation, molecular function: protein-succinyllysine desuccinylase activity; NAD+ binding; protein-malonyllysine demalonylase activity. The record is from RefSeq and is a predicted model, not a curated record. Lineage: Eukaryota; Fungi; Basidiomycota; Ustilaginomycetes; Ustilaginales; Ustilaginaceae. The coding region runs from base 1 to 918 and encodes 305 amino acids.